This is a messenger RNA of Contarinia nasturtii (swede midge), 2757 nucleotides long. RefSeq names its product serine/threonine-protein kinase greatwall (gene gwl). The transcript has 14 exons. The record is from RefSeq and is a predicted model, not a curated record. Lineage: Eukaryota; Metazoa; Arthropoda; Insecta; Diptera; Cecidomyiidae. Gene Ontology annotation, cellular component: nucleus. The coding region runs from base 432 to 2654 and encodes 740 amino acids. Gene Ontology annotation, molecular function: protein serine/threonine kinase activity; ATP binding. Gene Ontology annotation, biological process: intracellular signal transduction; peptidyl-serine phosphorylation.
UGAAGCAAUUUCAGAUUAUUUAUUUCAAUUCCAAGUAAAGACUGUAGAAGGAAAAAAAUUUAGUGUUAUUUAUUCCAUUACAAUGAAUAAUUUCAACGACAUUUCAGUUCAUUAUGUGAAAAAUGCAGUUCGUGAACAGCCGUCAGUCAACGUUCGAAUGUGAAAUAUUUCAAAUCAAUCCCCAUUGACAAAAAAGUUAUUAACGAAUAUUAUCAAAACAUUUAAAACAUUUUUAUUCGAAAACAUUAUAUUUAAAUCGAAAACUCAUGAUAUAUAAAUUAAUAAAAAAAAAUUUUUGUAAAAAAAACAAACGAUUGUAGAAAUCAUUGUGUAUACACUCAUAUACAAGCAUGUGUUUAUAAAUAUAAAAAAAAAAAUUAGCAAAUCGGAAAAACUAAAACAUUUUAAAGAAUAAAAAUUUAAACAGAAAAAUGACCGAAUCAGAUUCAAAAAGUGAAAUUAGUUUGGAUGGUGAUACCAUCAUUUCAAAAAUUGAAAAACUGACGACAUCACAUAGUCCACGGUUGCCAUCGAUAAAAGAUUUUUCAAUUAUUAAAAUCAUCAGUCGUGGUGCAUUCGGACAAGUGUUUCUCGGCUACAAAAAUACCGAUGAAAGUAAACUUUUUGCAAUAAAGGUGAUGCGAAAAUCGGAAAUGAUAAACAAAAAUAUGAUUUCACAAGUGAUUACAGAACGAAAUGUUCUGGCAUUGUCGACCAGCGAAUAUUGUGUUCGGCUCUUCUAUUCGCUUCAGACACAUAUAUAUGUAUUUUUGGUUAUGGAAUACAUGAUUGGUGGUGAUUUAAAAUCAUUGAUAGCCGCAUAUGGAUACUUUUGUGAAUCGGCAGCUCAAUUCUACUGUGCCGAAAUCACCAUGGCAUUGGAAUAUUUGCAUAAACACGGUAUAAUUCAUCGAGAUAUAAAACCGGAUAAUAUGUUACUAUCAGCAAAUGGCCAUGUAAAAUUGACUGAUUUUGGCCUGAGCAAAAUUGAAAUUAGCAGAGAUCUGGAGCUAUCAGAUUUUAUUACAACAUCACCUUGUUUAACAACACGAACACCUGGUCAAUUGCUAUCGUUAACGUCUCACUUAACAUUUGGUUCAGGCGAACCCAAAUCUUCUAAGCCGCACAACUUGAUGAAUAUCAUGAAUCGACAAAGAUUCAACGAUGAUUUAGAUUCAAGUAUUCAAAAGAACAAUGACAGUCAUGUGUCAGGUAUUUCACCAUUCUUCUCAUCCGAAGACAUAAAUAUGUCGAUAACUGCACCACAACCAAACGAAAGUAAAGGCUCUGCAUCUUCAUAUUAUACGUGCAAUUCCAGUAUUGGCAACCGCACAUCGAUGAAAUGUGAUUGUAGUCACCUGAGUGCAAAUGUUAGCUUCAAAAACAUGAUAAAAGAGAGAAAAUGCGAAAAUUGCAAGAGCAAAGAUGGCAAUGGCACAAACAAUGACUCUCUAAAAUAUCCACUAAUGAAGAUGCGAUUUCCACGGCAUUUAAAAGAGAACGAAGACUCCGGCAUAUCAUCAAUCCGAUCAAAUAUUCAAUGUGAAUUGUCGGCAAUUGAGAAAUGUGAAAAUUCAUCUCAUAAUCCAAUUAAAGAAGACUCCAAUUCAUCCUCCAAUUUAUCAAAAAGUUCUAACAAUUCAAAUCUUAGCAACGAUACUAACAAUUCAAAAUCCACGGAAUCACCAUUGAACAAAUCCAUACAUAAAUCGUUCUUCAAAAGACCGUGUUUUGAUUCCGGGGCCAAGCGAUCACGCAAUAUGCUGAGCGUGCCAGAUGAUGGAUGCUCACAUAGUACGGGACUAACACAAGAAAUUGAUAUUAUGGAUAUCGGAAGCAGUACACCAAAACGUAAAAAAUCCAAAUCUCCACUCAAAGGUGUUCUUAAAAUAAGACCACUAUCAGACGAUGAACCACCACCAGUUAGUGAACAUCCAAAUAGCGCACAUGUGAUUUUCUCAACGCCAGUGUCAUCGCUUAAAACGCAAAAACCCAGAAAUUCAGUUCUUCGACUGAAAAGUACGCGGUUCCAAUUACCCGCAAGUGCAGAAAAAUCACAAAACAAAAACCAUAGCUCGAUCAUAAAUGAACCAGUAAUGUCACCAAUAAAUUCAGCUCAAAUAGUCGACGACACACCCAAAAUAAAGCACACACCGUUUCGUACACCAAAAUCAGUACGACGAAAUCAAGCUGCAUCGAACGAACGUAUUUUGGGAACUCCAGAUUACCUAAGCCCUGAACUUCUCCUAUCGCAAAAGCAUGGUGUCGCUGUUGAUUGGUGGUCACUUGGUGUUUGUCUCUUCGAAUUUAUGACGGGAAUUCCACCGUUCAAUGAUGAAACGCCACAGCAAGUGUUCGAAAACAUUUUAAACAGAAACAUACAAUGGGAUCAAGCAGAUGAACCAUUGACAGCUGAAGCAAUCGAUGCCGUUGAACAGUUUCUGACAAUGGAUCCAAACAAACGACCGUCGUCAAAAGAAGUUCAACAAAUGAUGUUUUUCAAAUCAAUCGAUUGGAAUAAUCUACCAAAUAUAGAACCACCGUUUGUGCCACAACCAGAGAAUCCAACUGAUACUGGAUAUUUUGAACCUAGAAACAUCAUGCAACAUCUUAAACUGUCCAAUAUUGAUAUCGGUGAAUUUGUUAGAGACUAGACUAGAUGCUUCAGUUCAAAUUCAAUGUGAACAUUUUAAUAUUUAUUUGUACCAUAUAAGCAAACAAGCAAGUGAUAUCUAUGUGAAAAUUCUUUUCUAAUCA